GUGGUACCGUUUCCUGGGUGACGGCCGCGCGGAAGAGGCGGGGCUAGGGCCCUGGCCCGCAUUGCCCGGCUCUUGGGGGCCGUGACCCGGAGCCGUGGAUGCUGAGAGUCAGCCAGGAGCCGGGCGGGAGAGCGCCAGAAAGCGGCGACUCUGGACCGGGUCCGAGCCGGGGGCCGCGCGUCCCGGGCGGCGGCGCGGGCAGGCCAUGCCUCGGGACUCCCCGUCGCUGUGGGAGCUGGUGGAGGAGCACAUUCCGCUCCUGGAGAGGCCUGAAGUGAAGAGGAUUCUGGGGGAGACCACGGUGGACCUGAGCCUGGAGCUGCGGACAGAGGUGGUGAUGCUACGGUCUCUGCUCCGAGAGGCUCGAUCCUCCCAAGCCCCUGGCUCCUGCCCCACCUCUGACCCCUCCUCUCUUCUGGCGCCACCACGCCUCCUAAGAGACCUCGUGCGCCAGGAACUGCGGCAGCUGCUCCAAGCUCUCCGCCAGAAGGCCAUCUUCGAGGGCAGGGACCAGACCCAGGCUUGGGUCCAGUAUAGCCCCAGGGUCCUGCGCUUUGCCUUGGAGGAGCCCAGGUGUGAUUUGCUGGAACAGGGGAUAUUCCAGAUGACAGCUGGUGAACUCAGCAGCAGUCCCCAGGACCUCAGCAUCAUCAAGGACCGACUGAACGUGUCCAGCAUUGACCAGGUUGCUGGACACCUGCGGAGCCUCCUGGAGGAGGAGUGUCGCGCCUUGGAGAGGGAGAUCCCCAUCCUGCAGCGCUGCCUGGAAGAGGAGUAUACAGGGGGCCCCCAGCCCUCCGAGGCAACCCUGGAGCCCACCCUGGCAGAGCUAAAGGAGCAGAAGGCAGCCAUGCAACAGGAGCUACAGGCACCCCUGAGGCCUUCCUGCGUCUCUCCCAGCCACAGGCUGCAGCCCCUAGGGUCCUCCGGUCGGGACCUCAGACCCUUGCCUUGCCUCCGUGGGGCCGCUGGAGUUUGGGGCAGGCCUCCCCAGCGCUGCCUACCUGCUCCUCCUCUGGAGCACUGUCCCCGCCCGCGGGGCCUGGCCGUCGCCUGCCGCUGGGGACGGAAGCUUCAGUGCAUCCCCAGGGAAAAGCCAGCUUCCACUCCAGCGUCCAGUGCAGCGCCCCAGGCCCCAACCUGAAGGGCUGGCCAUGACGGAGGCUUUGGCUUCUGCUGGAACUCGCCCCAUCUGCUGCUGCCACCUCUCAGCUGCCAUGGCCCAGCCGCUUCAGAACCAGUCUCGCCAGGACCCCGAGGCUGUCCUCUUGGGCCCUCCCCCCACCCCAUUACCAGGUUCCUAGUAUCUGGUCCCAGCCUCCACAAAGGCCUGGCAGGCAGAGGUCUCAUUGCAGCCCUGACUUCAGUCCCCCUGGGGGACCCAGACAAAGCACAGCAGCAGCUCAGAGACAGGAAUAGAAAUUUCAUUAAAAUCUAUGGACUUUAAAA
Messenger RNA from Equus caballus (horse), 1449 nucleotides. RefSeq names its product coiled-coil domain containing 24 (gene CCDC24). Lineage: Eukaryota; Metazoa; Chordata; Mammalia; Perissodactyla; Equidae. The record is from RefSeq and is a predicted model, not a curated record.